Dacryopinax primogenitus is the source of this 1865-nucleotide messenger RNA. Its product is annotated as PRP3-domain-containing protein. NCBI's taxonomy places the organism in Eukaryota, Fungi, Basidiomycota, Dacrymycetes, Dacrymycetales, Dacrymycetaceae. Bases 21 to 1865 code for a protein of 614 amino acids. Gene Ontology annotation, biological process: mRNA splicing, via spliceosome. Gene Ontology annotation, cellular component: U4/U6 x U5 tri-snRNP complex. The transcript is spliced from 5 exons. The record is from RefSeq and is a predicted model, not a curated record.
CGCGGAUUAAAUACAUUGUCAUGUCCUCCAAACGACCAUUAGAAGAUGCAAGCGCUCCGCAGUCGAAGCGUGCCAAAAGGUUCCCGGGCAAUGAUGCCUCCUCCGCAUCUAACUCCGCCGCCGCCCUCAUCGCCCGUGCCAAAGCGGAUAUCGCAGCUAAAGUCGCAGCUCUCAAAGCCAAGUCUGCGCUUCCUGCUGGUGCCGCCACCUCGGUGGGGAAUGGCCCUCCCCCUCCGAAAGCGGCUGUAGGCGUCGAUCCGGAUCUGGCAAGACGAGUCGCCGAGGCGAAGAAGUUGGUUGCCCAGAGAGUAGCGAAACAGGAAGUUUCUGCUAAUCCUUAUAUGGCUGCACAACAAAAGCGCCCUGCUGCUCCCACUCCUCCCCCAGCUACCGCAUCUGGGGCUGCUACCCCCGGCACGUCAACUCCCGGACCCUCCGGAUCGGGUCUAGCCAUGGCCGCUCAUCCUCUGCUGCUUGAGUCCACCCAACCGCGACAGCAGCAGAGCAAAAAGGAUCGAUACAAGCCCAUGCAACCGAAGUUCUCCUCUGUCCGAGCGAAUGCCCGUACUGCACCUCCUCCGUCUGCAGCCGCCACUGGUCCUGCGCCCGUCGCUGCCCAGGAACCGGUCACGAACCCAUAUGCUGCUGGGUCUGCUCAGGCGGCCGUAGAAGGCGGAUUCGAAGGUGCCCCGAAGGAGAGAGCUGGUCGUACGCUCCGCUUUAACCAGAAGGGAAAAUAUAUCCACCAGGCAGAGGAACUUAGGCGCGAGCAACAGCUGGAGGCGCUGAAAGCCAAGAUUGCGGAAAAUGCAAAGAAAGCGGGGUUGACAGAGGAGUUCGAGGUGCUUGAGAAGAGUGUGAAGCAUGAUCCUCCACCGCCUGUGGAGUGGUGGGAUGAAGGCCUACUUCCUACUAAGAACUACGAAGAUAUCGCCAGCGGCCUAACGACGAUCUACAACCCCGCUGGCCCCAUUACGCUCUUCGUUCAACAUCCUAUCCCCAUCCCUGCCCCAUGGGAGAAAAAUGAAGCCGCUCCACGUAGUCUGAUGCUCACUAAGAAAGAGCAGAAGAAGAUGCGUAAGCAGCGCCGUGCUGCCGAACUGCAGGAUCAUCAAGAUCGUGUUCGCAUGGGCCUCAUCCCGCCCGACCCGCCCAAAGUGAAACUAAGUAACAUGAUGCGCGUUCUCACCUCCGAUGCGGUGCAGGAUCCGACCAAGGUCGAAGCCCGCAUUCGACGUGAAGUCGCCCAGCGGCGGGUGCAGCACGAGAAGAUGAACGAAGCGCGGAAGUUGACGGAUGAGCAACGACGAGAGAAGGUGGAGCAGAAGAAGGAAGAGGAAGAGAAGAAGGGUCUAUUCGGCGCUGUAUUCCGCAUUCGCACACUUGCGGACCCGGCACACAAGUUCAAAGUUCGCAAGAAUGCCGACCAGUAUGGACUCACGGGGAUCUGUCUCCUUCACCCGCAGUUUGCACUCGUUUUUGUCGAGGGAAGCGCGAAGGCGAUCAAGGGCUACAAAAGGCUCAUGCUCGCUCGAGUCAAGUGGACCGAAGCUGCCCAAGCGAGAGGGGCCGAAGAUGUCGAAAUUGAUUACGGGGACGCCGACGGCCCUGGCCCGUCUAAACCCUCGACUAGCGCAGUAGCAGCCAACGGCGACCAAACACCGGAAGGUCAAGUCUCGCUCGAAAACAACAGAUGUGAUAUGUGCUGGGAGGGUCCGCUGAGGGACCGGACCUUCCAGAACUUUAGGCCAAAGGCGUGCCCGACAGAUGCACUGGCGAAGGAGGCGCUUGGAGAAAAGCUGAAGGGAUACUGGGAUUUGGCGAAGAAUUGGGUUUCCGAUGACGAGGUGCACUCGGUUGUCUGA